AGCCGCCCCUCUCCUCCCCGUCCCCGAGCCAAAAUCCAAGAGAGAAUCGGAGACCACGGCCGGAGCCGCCUCCCCCUCCCCGACCUCGCGCCCUCGCUACAUGGCAGCUACGCGUCUCCACCACGCCCAAUCCGACUACGACACCCUCAAGAACAACCCCUGCUUCUCCUUCUCCUUCUCCUGCCCUUGUCCCCAACCGCAGCGCGCGCAUCUCGAUUUCCACGCCGGUUUUCGCUCCUCACUCCGCGCCCUCUCCUGAUUCGGGGUCCGCCCUCGUCUGACCCUCGCCGCGCGGUUCUUGCGCGGUUGUGGGUUUCUUGUGAUUCGUUCGUAGAGACGCCCGUUUCCUGAUUCCGGUUCUUGCCGCGCGGAGGGUCUCGCCAUGGGGAAGAGCAAGAAGAGCAAGGCCCGCGGCGGCGCCGCGGGGGACGACCUCCUGGACAGCAGCGACGCCGACAGCGUCGAGACCUCCUCCACCGCGCUCUCGGAUCUCUCCAUCUCCUACGCCACCGAGAACGUCAACUCCCACGAGUUCGUACUAGACAAGUACAUCGACGCGCUCUACGAGAAGAGGGGGUCUACAAGAGAGGCAGCGUUGGCUUCGUUGGUUGAUGCUUUUGAAAGUUUUAUGCUUGAUGGCCUUGUUGAGAACAAAUAUGCUACUCUGCUGAGUCUAUUCAAUACUUCAAUAAAGAAGGGAUCUACCAAGGAGGCUUGCCUGGCAUCUCGUGCCAUUGGGUUACUGUCUAUUACACUUGGUGCUGGGAGUACCUCACAUGAAACAAUGGUAGAAUCACAUCCACAACUUUCUAAGGUCCUUCAAACCUGGUCGGAUGCUUCAAAGAUGAUCUCUGCCCUUGAUUGCUUGGCUGUCGUCACAUUUGUUGGUGCAACUGAUCUCGCUGAAACAGAGUUAUCUUUGAAAGCCAUGUGGGAUGUGAUUCAUCCAAAAUCAGGUUCAAAUGUGGGUACUGUCCGGAAACCAAAGCCACCUGUGUUAGCAGCUGCUCUAUCCUCAUGGACAUUUUUGCUAACAACUAUUGGUUCAUGGCGGAUCAACACUGAUAGCUGGAAGGAGCCAAUUGCAUUUCUGUCUACUCUUCUAGGAGCAGAGGAUCGCGCUGUUCGCAUGGCUGCUGGUGAAGCAUUAGCUUUGUGUUUUGAGUUAAAGCUACUUGAUGUCUCCGCUUGUGAAGACGAUGAUGAUGACACUGGAGUAGCUGGUACCUCCAAGAGUAAACUUUUCCUGGAUAUGCAAGCAUUGAAAGCCAAAAUAGCAGGUCUUGCCUCCAAUCUCUCUGCGGAGGCAGGGGGCAAAGGUGCAGACAAGAAAAAUCUUUCUGACCAAAGAGAUCUGUUCCAACGGAUUCUGGAUUUUGUUAAGUAUGGCGAGUGUCCUGAAGAAUCACUGAAGAUUGCUGGAAAACGUGAUGUUUUAAGGGUUUCAUCAUGGUCCGAACUGAUUCAGUUGAACUUCUUCAAGCAUUUCCUUGGGAGAGGCUUCCUGAAGCAUGUGCAGGACAAUGGACUUCUUCAAGAUAUCUUCAGUAUCAGGACUGAUAAGGCUGAAUCCCUGUCAUCUAGUGACAAGAAAAUCUUUAGGUCUGGAGAAGAGAAAGGAAGAGCUCUGAAGCUGAACAAGGAUCGUCGCCAAGCACAGGAGAGGAAGAACGCUGCUUUGUUCAACGAGUAAUAAGAAAACACAACCCCACAACCUCAUCGGCCUGGCAUUUUACUCUUUCAGCCAGAAUUUAUUUAUCUGUGUAAACAACUACAGGCAGGGAGUCUACAGAGCCUGCUCUAUCUUGUGAUAUAUUGAUGUACUCGAAAAACACUUGGUCGAAAUGAUGAUGAUUAUUGUUGUUCA
Molecule: messenger RNA, 1867 nt
Organism: Lolium rigidum
Lineage: Eukaryota; Viridiplantae; Streptophyta; Magnoliopsida; Poales; Poaceae
Product: interferon-related developmental regulator 2-like
Exons: 13
Coding region: 383-1693 (436 amino acids)
Source: RefSeq, a predicted model, not a curated record